This is a messenger RNA of Anopheles nili, 3072 nucleotides long. RefSeq names its product neurogenic locus protein delta (gene Delta). NCBI's taxonomy places the organism in Eukaryota, Metazoa, Arthropoda, Insecta, Diptera, Culicidae. Gene Ontology annotation, molecular function: calcium ion binding. Gene Ontology annotation, cellular component: membrane. The coding region runs from base 1 to 3072 and encodes 1023 amino acids. Gene Ontology annotation, biological process: Notch signaling pathway; multicellular organism development; cell communication. The record is from RefSeq and is a predicted model, not a curated record. The transcript is spliced from 6 exons.
AUGAAUUGGAUUUACAUCUUAGCCUACAUCUACAUAUCGUCAAAUAUACUGCUUCUCAAGGUUGCCGGUUCGGGACUCUUUGAACUAGAACUACGCUACUUUCAAAAUGAGAAAAGUAUUGACCACAAUGAAAAAUGCUGUUCGGGCAAGGCCGAUACGCUAGGUCGCUGCAUUGGUGCAUGUAAAACGAGGUUUCGAGCUUGCCUUAAGCAUUACCAGGCCACGAUUGAUACGACGUCGCCCUGUACUUUUGGUGACGUUAUUACUCCCGUUCUAGAAGGAACGACGCUAAAUUUCACGGCGAUUGCUGACACAACGCAAGAUUUCGCGAAUCCGUUAAGGUUUCCGUUUGAGUUUGGAUGGCCGGGUUACUUUACGCUGAUAAUAGAAGCAUGGCAUGAUACAAAUGAAACAACUACACGAUCUUCAGGCACACUCAUUUCUCGGCUCUCGAUCCAGCGGAUACUGGAAGUUUCCGCCGACUGGAUGGAAGACAGUUACAACUCAUCGCACACGAUGAUACGGUAUGCGUUCCGGGUGACGUGCGAUCCUAACUAUUACGGUGAAGGCUGUGCCAAUUUGUGCCGCAAGCGGGACGAUCAAUUUGGCCAUUACACCUGCUCACCGAUCGGUGAACGUGUUUGUUUGUCCGGCUGGCAGGGUGAAUACUGUACCUUUGCUCGCUGCACUCCUGGAUGCCUUCACGGAAACUGCAACAAACCCAACGAAUGCAUUUGUCAAUCUGGCUGGAAAGGGCCACUGUGUGAUGAAUGCGAACCCUAUCCAGGUUGUUUGCACGGCACAUGCGAAAAGCCCUGGGAGUGUGUUUGCAUGGAAGGCUGGGGCGGAUUGUUUUGCAAUCAGGAUCUAAACUACUGCACCAACCACAAACCGUGCCAGAACGGGGGCACCUGCUUCAAUACAGGCCAAGGUUCGUACACGUGCAAGUGUCGGCCGGGCUACCGAGGCAACGACUGCGAGUCGCAUAUGACGAGCUGCACUGAUCAGCCUUGUCUCCAUGGGGCCACCUGCCACAACACCACCGUAGAAGGCGAUACAUUUGGGGACGCUGAUGAACGCAAGUAUCGGUGCAACUGUGCAACCGGUUGGAUGGGAAUACAUUGCGAACGUGAGGCGAUUACAUGUGCUGAAAAACCAUGUCACCAUGGUACUUGCAUCGAUGUUGCCAGCUCUUCUUCAUCGUCGUCAACGACGUCUAACUUCCGGUGCGAUUGCCCUUCUGGAUAUAGUGGGACCACGUGCGAGAUAAAAUCCGGCGAAUGCUACGACAACUUCUGUGCCAAUGGAGGCUCUUGCCACGUGGCAGGAUCUUCGUCAUCUUUAGCCUCUUCGCAUUCAUCGUCGAUCUCGAUUUCCUCUGUGGCGUCGUCGUCGUCUUCGACGUCGUCGCUAGCUGCGCUUUUUAGAUCAACAAAUGAUAACAACGGUAUCAACGGAAUGUUGAGGUGUCUGUGUCCAGAUGGAUUUAUUGGCGAUCGAUGCGAGGAAAACGUGGAUGAUUGCAUCGACAAUCUGUGUCUUAAUGGUGGCACGUGCGUCGACGCGGACAACCAUUUCAAGUGCCAGUGCGUACCAGGGUUCAUCGGAACACACUGUGAGGAAAAGGUAGACUUAUGCCUGACCAAACCCUGCGCAAACGGAGGCGUUUGUACAAAUCUGAAUAAUGAUUACCGGUGUCAGUGUCGUCCUGGAUUCACUGGCAAGGAUUGUAGUGCCGACGUGGAUGAGUGUAGUUCGGCCCCAUGUCGAAAUGGUGGCACUUGUAUUAAUCGGUUAAACCACUUCCAGUGUGUUUGUGCUGGUGGGUUCCGUGGGCAAACAUGCGAUGAAGAAUCAUCUGCGGCCGUUCAACGAGCGGCAGUUACAAGCGGCGGCUCGCAGUUUCAUCACCAUCAUCAUCCUCAACAGCAGCAACGGCACAGUGGGAACGAUGCCGGUGGAUCUGGCGGUAGUCGUCGAAAUUCGGAUGGAUUAAGCAGUGGUCAGAUUGUGUUGAUUGCGAUGUUUUCCAUUUCAACUCCACUGGGAGCAUUCAUAGCGACAGCGAUCGUCAUCUGCUUGAAACGCAAGCGUCAACGAGAGCAGGAAAAAGACGAUGCUGAGGCACGGAAGCAAAACGAGCAAAAUGCAUCCCAUAAUCUGUCCGCUUCGUCGCACCAUCAUCAUCGGAUGGUGGAUAACCAUCUGCAACAGCAACAGCAACAACAGCACCUUCAUCAUCAGCAAUCAUCGUCGUCCUCUACGGUGCAAGGCUCUUCGCAACUUUCUUCAUCUCAUCAACAACAGCAACAACAGCAGCAGCAACAGCAACAGCAGCAAUAUCACAACGGAUUCCACAACCACCUUCAGUCGUCCAGUCAAAAACGGAACAGUGGCAACACCCUUUCGAACUUUGACAGCUCGCAUCAUAUGAUCAAAAACACUUGGGACAAGAGCAUCAACAACAUGCCGUCCCUGCCAUCUUCUGCAGGUACUGGUGGUGUCAGUGGCGGAAGUGGGACGAGUGGCGUGGGAACGUCCAGUACUAUCGGAUCAUCUUCAAUGCUGCUUGGAGGAACAAACUUAGACGAUAGUGGCUGCUUGUUGGGUGCAGCAGCAGUUGCAACCAAUGGAGGAAGUGGAGUUGGGGGGGUGGGACAUGCUGGUGCUUUGCUGUAUCUGAGCACCAGCGAGGAUGGACCUUCGAUGGCAUCCUGCUCGACGUUGCAACGUGCCAAAUCACAGAAACAGCUAAACACGGAUCCAUCGCUGUUGUUACAACAGCAUCACAACCAUCACAAUGCGAUACUAUCACAAUCGUCGGCAACGCACCAUGCCGCAGCAAUAGUUGCAUCUCCGGGGGCCGGUGUGCUAUCCUCUUCGGCAGCGGCAGCAACAACUUCGGGAACGUCUUGUAGUGGUAACAGUGGAAAGGAUAUGUUCGACAAGCGCAUAUCAGUGCUGUCCGAAUCUGGUCGAUUAUGCCAUCCCCGCUGGAAUGCAGCGUCAUCGGUAGGCGUUGUCAGUGGAAGUCAUUCUAUCGUUGGGCCAUGCAGUCCACCUCACAUAUAA